Gracilinanus agilis (Agile Gracile Mouse Opossum) is the source of this 1277-nucleotide messenger RNA. RefSeq names its product abhydrolase domain containing 13 (gene ABHD13). NCBI's taxonomy places the organism in Eukaryota, Metazoa, Chordata, Mammalia, Didelphimorphia, Didelphidae. Gene Ontology annotation, molecular function: palmitoyl-(protein) hydrolase activity. The transcript has 2 exons. Gene Ontology annotation, cellular component: membrane. The record is from RefSeq and is a predicted model, not a curated record. The coding region runs from base 147 to 1160 and encodes 337 amino acids.
GGGAGGAGAAGGAGGACGAUGAAGAACGACGAAAGAAGCGGCGGUCGGGACUGUUGCGCUCUACCCGGUUUAGUGUUUCCUGCUACCUGCGCGGCCGAGGAGCGUAUUUGAGAUACAUAUGGAAUAAUAAUUCAAGGAGACCUACAAUGGAAAAGUCAUGGAUGUUGUGGACCUUUGUUGAAAGAUGGCUAUUAGCCUUAGCUUCAUGGUCUUGGGCUCUCUGCCGUAUUUCUCUUUUACCUUUAAUAGUAACUUUCCAUCUAUAUGGAGGCAUCACCUUACUUGUGUUAAUAUUUGUAUCAAUAGCAGGUAUUCUGUAUAAAUUCCAGGAUGUAUUGCUUUAUUUUCCAGAACAGCCAUCAUCAUCCCGUCUUUAUGUCCCUAUGCCCACUGGCAUUCCACAUGAAAACAUUUUCAUUAGAACCAAAGAUGGAGUGCUUCUCAAUCUAAUUUUGCUGAGAUACACUGGAGAUGAUUCAACAUAUUCCCCAACUGUCAUUUAUUUUCAUGGAAAUGCAGGCAAUAUUGGUCAUAGGUUGCCAAAUGCUUUGCUUAUGCUGGUUAACUUGAAAGUUAACCUUUUACUUGUUGAUUAUAGAGGUUAUGGAAAAAGUGAAGGUGAAGCAAGUGAAGAAGGACUCUACUUAGAUUCUGAAGCUGUGCUGGACUAUGUGAUGACCAGACCUGACCUUGAUAAAACAAAAAUUUUUCUUUUUGGCCGUUCCUUGGGGGGAGCAGUGGCUAUUCAAUUAGCUUCUGAAAAUUCCCAUAGGAUUUCAGCCAUCAUGGUAGAGAACACAUUUCUAAGCAUACCACAUAUGGCAACUACUUUAUUUUCUUUCUUUCCAAUGCGUUAUCUUCCUUUGUGGUGCUACAAAAAUAAAUUCCUGUCCUACAGAAAAAUCUCUCAGUGCAGAAUGCCUUCUCUUUUCAUCUCUGGGCUCUCAGACCAGUUAAUUCCACCAGUAAUGAUGAAGCAGCUUUAUGAACUAUCCCCGUCUCGGACUAAGAGAUUAGCAAUUUUUCCCGAUGGAACUCAUAAUGACACAUGGCAGUGCCAGGGUUAUUUCACUGCACUUGAACAGUUCAUCAAAGAAGUUAUAAAAAGUCACUCCCCUGAAGAAAUGGCAAAGACUUCAUCUAAUGUAACGAUUAUAUAAUGCUCUUUCUGAUUAAUGCACUGUAUCUUGAUUUGUUCAAAGUGAUAAGAAUGUUAAUUUUUAAAUGUGUAUUAUGUCUGUACUUGCCUAAGAGUAAAAUUAAAACUUUGAAAGGUC